AUGGAGCAAAAUCAGAUUAACGGUGCCAAGAAAGAGCCAAAUUACCGCGGGGUGAAAGCCUUGCCUUUCAUCAUAGGAAACGAGAUAUUCGAGAAGCUCGGGACAAUCGGGACAGCGUCUAAUCUGUUAGUGUACCUAACGACGGUGUUCAACAUGAAGUCCAUAACGGCCGCAAACGUGCUUAACAUCUUUAACGGGACUUGCAUGGUCGGAACUUUGUUCGGUGCUUACAUGUCCGACACGUAUCUCGGCCGGUACACGACCAUCGGCAUAGCUUCCGUCUCGUCUUUCCUGGGUAUGCUGGCCUUAACUCUAUCCGCAGCAUUUUCCCAACUACACCCCCCAACAUGUGGGCCCCAACAACACACCCCUUGUCACGGGCCCUCACCGGGCCAGCUCACCUUCCUAUACACCGCUUUCGGGCUUCUAGUGAUCGGUGCCAGCGGUAUCAGGCCCUGCAACCUGGCCUUCGGCGUGGACCAAUUCAAUCCGAACACGGACGCGGGCAAAAGAGGCAUUAACAGCUUCUUCAACUGGUUCUACUUCACGUACACGUCGGCCAUGGUCAUCUCGUUGACCCUCAUCGUGUACGUGCAGUCCAAUGUGAAUUGGGCCCUCGGGCUCGGCAUCCCGACUUCUCUCAUGCUGCUGUCCUGCAUUUUUUUCUUCAUCGGGACGAGAAUUUACGUCGUAGUCCGGCCCGAGGGAAGCCCGUUGUUGGGCUUGGUCCAAACGGCGGUGGCCGCGUUCAAGAAACGGAAGUUGGAGUUGCCCGACCAACCGUGGGACUCGUUGUUUAAUCACGUCCCGAAAGACUCGAUCAACUCGAAACUUGCUUACACGAGCCAACUUGGGUUUCUAAAUAAGGCAGCAAUUCGAACAUCGGAUGACAAUGUGAACUCGGAUGGCUCGGCUGCAGAUCCUUGGAAACUCCGGACUUUGCAACAAGUCGAGGAGUUGAAAUGCGUAUUGCGAGUGAUGCCGAUAUGGAUAUCUGGGGUUAUAUACUACAUCUUUUGGGUCGUGACGCAGAACUACGUCGUAUUCCAAGCCCUACAAAUGGACAGGAGGCUCGGGAGGGGUAGUUUCGUCAUUCCAGCCGCGACCUACCAAAUUUACACCAUGAUCACACUAACGGUAUGGAUUCCAAUCUACGACCGGAUUCUCGUUCCAUUCCUCCGCAAAAUCACCGGUAUCGAUAGCGGAAUCACGAUCCUGCAACGCGUUGGGGCCGGGAUGGCGUUCGGGGCACUGACUAUGAUUGUGUCGGGAUUCGUGGAGAACCGUAGGAGGACGUUGGCUUUUACGAGGCAUACUUUGGGAUUUGCUUCGAACAACAGGGCGAUUUCAUCCAUGUCGGGAAACUGGUUGAUUCCUCAACUGGUGCUUGCAGGGUUGUCCGAGGGGUUCUCUGUAAUUGGGUUCGUCGAGUUUUUCUACAAGCAGUUUCCGGAGAAUAUGAGGAGCUUGGGCCCGUCUAUUUUGAUAAGCGGGUUCGCGAUUUCUAAUUAUCUGAGUAGUUUUCUAAUUUCGGUGGUUCACCAGACGACUCAAGUACGCGACAGGGCUGACUGGCUCGCCGAGGAUCUUAAUGAGGGGAGAUUGGAUUAUUUUUACUACUUGAUUGGGGCUUUGGAGGUUGUGAAUUUGGCCUACUUUUUGAUAUGCGCCAAGUGGUACAAAUAUAGGAAAACGGAUAGCGGCACGAAUGAUGUGGCCAUGGUGGGAAUGUGA
This is a messenger RNA of Striga hermonthica, 1734 nucleotides long. NCBI's taxonomy places the organism in Eukaryota, Viridiplantae, Streptophyta, Magnoliopsida, Lamiales, Orobanchaceae. The record is from the annotation of a GenBank genome assembly.